AUGUCUGGAAGAGGAAAGGGAGGAAAAGGACUCGGUAAAGGAGGCGCCAAGCGUCACCGUAAAGUUCUCCGUGAUAACAUCCAGGGAAUCACCAAGCCAGCUAUCCGCCGUCUGGCUCGCCGUGGUGGAGUCAAGCGUAUCUCCGGACUCAUCUACGAAGAGACCCGCGGAGUGUUGAAGGUUUUCCUGGAGAAUGUCAUCCGUGAUGCCGUCACCUACACCGAGCACGCCAAGAGGAAGACUGUCACCGCCAUGGAUGUGGUCUACGCUCUCAAGAGACAGGGACGCACUCUCUACGGAUUCGGAGACCAACAGCAGGUUUACUUGGAGCUGGUGUACUUAGUGACGGCCUUGGUGCCCUCAGACACGGCGUGCUUGGCCAGCUCUCCGGGAAGCAGCAGGCGGACUGCGGUCUGGAUCUCCCUGGAGGUGAUGGUGGAGCGCUUGUUGUAUGUCGGGGUGGACCUGCUUCAGGACCUUGUAGACGUAGAUGGCGUAGCUCUCCUUCCUGCUCCUCUUUCUCUUCUUACCGCUCUUGGUGGCCUUAGACACGGCCUUCUUGGAGCCCUUCUUGGGCGCUUUCACGGAACAAUGAAUGUGAUCCUAGGUGUAACGGCCGGUGGCUCGUUGGCACUUUUGGCGGAAAGUUUGAACAGAUUUGUGUCCAAUCAUCGGCGGACCUUUGAGUCCGUGCGUUUCCUCCAGGCGGGGCUGAGCUCCAGGAGCAGCCCGACACCAAUCAGAGUCCGGAGCAUCUCCUACUCUGAGAGAAAGAAGAGGCAGACAAUGGCAAGAACCAAGCAGACCGCUCGUAAAUCCACCGGAGGCAAAGCCCCCAGGAAGCAGCUGGCCACCAAGGCUGCCCGCAAGAGCGCCCCGGCUACCGGCGGCGUCAAGAAGCCCCACCGUUACAGGCCCGGUACCGUGGCUCUCAGAGAGAUCCGUCGCUACCAGAAAUCCACCGAGCUGCUCAUCCGCAAGCUGCCCUUCCAGCGCCUGGUCCGAGAGAUCGCUCAGGACUUCAAGACCGACCUGCGCUUCCAGAGCUCGGCGGUCAUGGCUCUGCAGGAGGCCAGCGAGGCCUACCUGGUCGGUCUCUUCGAGGACACCAACCUAACAGUUGUGAUCAAAAUGAGCGGACGCGGAAAGGGAGGAAAAGGACUCGGUAAAGGAGGCGCCAAGCGUCACCGUAAAGUUCUCCGUGAUAACAUUCAGGGAAUCACCAAGCCCGCUAUCCGCCGCCUGGCUCGCCGCGGUGGAGUCAAGCGUAUCUCCGGUCUCAUCUACGAGGAGACCCGCGGAGUGUUGAAGGUUUUCCUGGAGAACGUCAUCCGUGAUGCCGUCACCUACACCGAGCACGCCAAGAGGAAGACUGUCACCGCCAUGGAUGUGGUCUACGCUCUCAAGAGACAGGGACGCACUCUUUACGGAUUCGGAGGUUAAACUGUGUCAU
Molecule: messenger RNA, 1453 nt
Organism: Cheilinus undulatus (humphead wrasse)
Lineage: Eukaryota; Metazoa; Chordata; Actinopteri; Labriformes; Labridae
Exons: 7
Coding region: 1-1443 (480 amino acids)
Biological process (GO): nucleosome assembly
Cellular component (GO): nucleosome
Molecular function (GO): structural constituent of chromatin; protein heterodimerization activity; DNA binding
Source: RefSeq, a predicted model, not a curated record